AACUCAUCUCCCAUCAUCCAUCUGAGGAACAAUUACUCAACUACCCUUCUCACUACCCUUCUCACUACCUUCGCCACCACAAAUCAAAAUGCGCGCCUUCACUACCAUCACUGCUCUCUUCGCAGCUGCCGUCGCUGCUGCCCCUGCUGCCCCCAAGGAGGAUGUCUGGGUGAGCAACUUCGUCGUCCGCAAGACCUCCAGCACAGAGGGCACUUCCAUCCAGGUCGUCUCUUUCGACAUUCCCGACUUUCACUGCGAAGCUUCCAACCCAAGCUUUCCUUCGGCGGCCACCCAGUGUGAUGAUGGCAGCACUUACUUCUUCUCUCUGGUCCCUAGCACCGAAGAAAGUGCCGAAUUCGCCUUGGAGAUUACUCGCCACUUCAAGGACAGUUCCAUCCUAUUUGGUUCAGGCGCUGUUCCAACCACCUGCCGUAAGGGUGGCAAUGGCCCCAACGACUACGUCUGCACUCAGUCUACGCCUGUGGGAAUUUUCAUCUUCCCCCAGUAGACGCAGAGCAAGAACCAUGGAGAGAUUUGGUCCAGUGGGAUAUUCUUUGAACAUGUUGGCUCCGCCAAAUCGUCAAUAAUAGGUGGUGCCAAAGGCCUGGCCUGUAAUUGGAUAGACUAUAAUCACUCAGCUAAAUUUUAACACUGUCUCUACCGGCAUAUGAGGCUG
This is a messenger RNA of Ilyonectria robusta, 676 nucleotides long. RefSeq lists its product as uncharacterized. Lineage: Eukaryota; Fungi; Ascomycota; Sordariomycetes; Hypocreales; Nectriaceae. The transcript is spliced from 2 exons. The record is from RefSeq and is a predicted model, not a curated record. Bases 89 to 508 code for a protein of 139 amino acids.